ACAUGCCCUGAGAGGUUACCUGUGAUUCACCAAGCACUUGAGAUAUACCACCUCCAGUUUAAAUUCCAUGCGGAAUAUUUUGGAGGAUCGAGAACCAAGAUGAAGUCUGUAUAAAGUACAGUGUAAAGUACUGUUAGGACAACAUAAUCACUGUCUUUUCACAUUGCAACAUCCUGAUCAUUGAGACAUGAACUACACUCAGCCACUUGCAAUGGAACCACAUUGAUAAUAUGCCUGAUGACAGAUCCUGAAACAGAGAUAUUGCUCCAAGCUAUGUAAUGGCAAAGCGUUACCAGGAACAUUGCAUAUAUACUUCCAGGAUAUUCUCAAAGCUCUCUUGAAAAAAACUUAACAUCCCUACCAACUCACAGGUUCCUGGUCUAAAUGGAAAAGGGAAGAAAUCAAGAAUCUUUAUCAGAUUGUUUCUUUAUCAUAUAGAAAUCAAACAAAAAUAGGAGAAAACAAAAAAAAGCUCAGUAUCUCUCAGACCAUCAGUUCACCUCAGAUUCAGAUUCAUUUAUUUAUCACAUGUACAUUGAAACAUUGGGGUGACAGGGUGGGGAUAUGUCUCUACUAAAUGAGGCGUAAGGUGCUCCUUCCCUCUGCGUGUCUGCAGGUCAUCCGUGGGCAAGGUAUAGCAUCUGCUUAGCCCCCCAAACUCUGAUCAGAGUUACGUGAAGCCAUGGGAGCAGGUGGUGGAUGGCCGCACGUGCAACUGGAGCAUAUCACAAGUCCUGGUUAUGCAACUGCUGAUGCCAGGCAGACAGUCUCUGAAGAGAAUUAGUAAUGACUGGGGUCACCUGUCUUGUAAAGACACAGCCCAGAAGAAGGCAAUGGCAAACCACUUCUGUUGAAAAAUUUGCCAAGAACAAUCAUGGUCGUGGUCAAGACACGGCACAUAAUGAUGAUGUUGAUGUCAUCAAAACAUACGUGGAAAUGUAUCGUUUGCAUGAACAGCCAGGGGACAACCCACAAGCAUUGCCACGCAUUCUGGCACUAACAUAGCAUGCCCACAAUGUUUAACAGAACAAAACAAGCAACAAGACACAACAAGAACAAUAAGCCCUUUUCCUCCCUCCCACUCACCCACCCACACAAACAGGCCUCCAACGCCAGGACAAGCUUGUCAAUCACCUCUUGCUCUACUUGUGUCAGUCAGUUCCCGCAUAGUUCCGAUUAGCCACCUCAGAAUACACAGUUUUGGCAAGGAAGAAACUCAACCUGUUACUCUGAAGGACUGCCUGAAACAGGUAAUAAGAAGAAGAAGAAGGGGGAAGAGGAGGGAGAAACAGAGUCGGACACAGACGAGAAUCUGGAACAUGAGGAUGACCUGCAGUUCCACGACCUCAAGGAUAUGAUCGAGAUUUCCCUCGGUGCAACUUCCAUCAACGCCUCUAAGGUGGCCAAGCGGUUCGUUAAAUUGAAAGACCUUCGCUCUGGUGACACUUACAAAGUGGUAGGACGGUUCCAGUUUACUUCUCCUUGGUGGAAAGUGACAGCAAAAAUCUUCUGUCAUCAGAAAAAAUGGUAUCUUCAGGGGUAUCCUUCUUAUGCUCUGAGGAUCCUGACUGAAAAGGAACGUGAUAUUGUCAGCCUUUUCUUAACAAAAUGUGGCAUCCACUCAGAUCACGUAAAUAUAUUUUUUGAAUACUUGACUUGCCAUGGUCUUCAAUUUCCAGAAGUAUUGAACACUUUACAACAGAUUGCAGACAAGGAAAAGAAAAAGGAUGAAAAUAAAAGUCGUUUUCAAAGUUGCAUAAAUCGCUGCAUAUUUAAGUCAGUUGAAGGUCAGAAUGUGCUGAAAGGUUUGAAGUUCCAAAGCCUGAUGAAGUAUCUGCCACAGCUUCUGCCACGGUCCUUUUUGCAUAUUUUGGACAUGAGCAAUAAUGCCCUUGAGAAUCUGGAGCAGAUGAUUCGUACAGAAGUGUGGAAGUUGGGAUUCCGUUCUAUUCUCUCUAAGGAGUUUAACCUUAUUGGUUGUGAGGCGAGGUUGUCAGCCUUUGAAGAAGCUGAUCUUCUUCAGACAAUUCCAGAGAUACAGAAACAUGCUCUCAUAAUUUAUGAUAAACUCAAAGAAACCUGUUGGAGUAAUGGACACACUUAUGUAAGAAUUGAUGAGUUGACUGGAUUACGCCCAACUGAGAUUAGCAUUGAAAGUGAAUGGGAUUCGUUAAAUUUUUUGAAGGAAUCAAAGAUUAUUGUAAUUGAAAAGAAGCGAGUAUACCUUGAGCAUUUGUACAACUAUGAGAAAGAAAUUGCUAUGUGUAUAAAGGAUCUUGUGGAUAAACCACCAUGGCAUAUCUCUCUCAAUGUGGAAGAAGUUCUAAGAAGUGCAUUCACCCCACCCCAGAUGGAAUGCUUCUCUAAGGGGAAAGAGUUUGAGAGUACAGAGGACAGUGAAAGAGUUAAUUUGGAUCCGGAUCAGAUUCGAGCUGCUAACAUGAUGUGUGAAAAUCCUGUUACAGUUGUAAGUGGUAAAGGUGGAUCUGGGAAAACCACACUUGUCAGUCUUAUUUUCAAGGCAGCAGUUAAAAAUAUGCACAUUGCAGAGAAAGAAGAACUUUUGCAAGCAUGUGAAGAUCUUGAGCAGGAUCAAUCUGCUCCUGAAUACUGGGAUAUUCCAACAAGUAAAAUUCCAAACGCUGACCAGGUUGAAAAACAGAAUGUCAGCAAAGCAACUGUGCUGUUCACUGCCCCAACUGGAAGGGCAGCAUCUCUUUUGAAUAAAAAAACCGGAUUUCCUGCUUAUACUUUACACCAGGUAAUAUGGAAUUUCAACUCUAUCCAACGCUCCAAGGAAAAACAAGCUGUGUUUGAUUGGAAGUUUUCUGAAGUUCAGGUUCUGAUUGUUGAUGAGGGAAGUUUGGUAUCAGUGAAGAUUCUAAGUACUGUUUUAAACUUGCUUAUGAGCAAUGCCAAUCUCAAAAAGCUUAUAAUCCUUGGUGAUAUUAGGCAGUUGCCUAGUAUAGAACCUGGCAACAUGUUGAAGGAUGUAUACUCCAGCUUGCACCAGGUUAGAUGGGCCAUCGAGCUGUCAACUAAUCAUCGUGCAGAGAGUCAACUCAUUAUAGAUAAUGCUGCUAAAAUCGCUGAGAUGGGAUGCAAGUCUGUUUAUACACUGUUGGAGUACGAUGCAGUGAUGCAUGUAACAAAUGGGAUAGAAAUCUCAAUUCCAACACCUGAUAAAAAAUUCAUUCUGGUUUCCCUUGGAUCUAGCCCUGUUGCUCUUCGAGAGGCUAUCACCAUUUUGUUAAAAAGCGCUCCAGGACUUGAUGAUCCUGUGACCUCACAGUUCAUUGCAUUUAGACGGGACGAUUGUGCAGUGAUCAAUGAGCUCUGCUGCAAACAUUAUUCAGGCCAUUUGACCAAAGAUCAUAAAAGAAAGAGUGACUUCCGAGUUGGAGAUAAAGUGUGCUGUACGAGGAAUGGAUACGUCAUGGAUUUGACUGAAGAAUCAACAUCAAAGUUGGAGAAGAAACAAGUUCGCUUAUGUAAUGGAGAAAUCUUUUUUAUCAUUGAGGAUAAAACUGUAUAUAGUAAUACAGGUACUUCGUACAGUCGUUUCUUGCUACUGGAUGACAAGCAGAAUCGGCCGAUUUUGGUGAAUUUUAAAGAAGUGGAGAAGGAAUGCAAGUUGGUGCAUGCAUGGGCCAGAACAAUCCACACUUUUCAGGGUUCUGAAGCUAACACCGUUGUGUAUGUUGUGGGAACGGCAGGAAGACAGAACUGGCAGCACAUCUACACUGCAGUCACACGAGGGCGCAAGCGUGUAUAUGUUGUUACAUCUGAGAAUCACUUCACUAAAGCAGUGACGGCCAAAAGCCCCUACAGAAACACUCGCCUUCGUGAAUGGCUACAGGAGAAACUAGUAAAACCAAGACUGCCGCCAUGCUUUGAAGGAUUACAGUUCCAGCAGCAGGCAGGUUGGGCACCCACACCUGCAGAGCUCUGUCCAGCCCUGUUCAAUUCAUCUGUUUCUUUGUCUCAGGUGGUGCCAGAUUUGACAUCCUGUGUAGCAGAUGAGAUAAAGGAUAGAGCUAACUCACAAUCUCAGAAAGAAGACUCCUAUUCAGAAGAUUUGGCAUUUGCACAGAACUACAGUUGGUCUCCUUAUAGUUUCGAGCUUGACAACACAGAAUGUAUUUGGACCAAGGAAGGGCCAAAAGAAGCAGUCGACACCUUACUUCAAGUUGGUGAUAGAUCUACAAGAGAUAAGUUGGUAGGGACAAUUGGAGGAGUGUCCAGCAGCUCUGAAAAAUCUGAAGCAAGUUGGUCACCUGGCAGUAAGAGAAGUGAUAAUACUCUGGCUGGUGAGGAAUUUGCUCCAAAAUACUCCAAGAUACUGAUGGAAUCACCUCUUGGCUGCAAGAGGUUCAAGAUGAUGACACUUGACAACUCAUCACCACAAAGAGGCACCAAUAAAAAGCUGUUUAAAGAGGAGAGUGAAUGAUGUGAUGUGCAGGCUUUUACACAAA
Messenger RNA from Mobula hypostoma (lesser devil ray), 4475 nucleotides. RefSeq names its product helicase (DNA) B (gene helb). Lineage: Eukaryota; Metazoa; Chordata; Chondrichthyes; Myliobatiformes; Myliobatidae. The transcript is spliced from 14 exons. The record is from RefSeq and is a predicted model, not a curated record. Gene Ontology annotation, molecular function: 5'-3' DNA helicase activity; single-stranded DNA helicase activity. Bases 1355 to 4450 code for a protein of 1031 amino acids. Gene Ontology annotation, biological process: negative regulation of double-strand break repair via homologous recombination.